Rana temporaria (common frog) is the source of this 3077-nucleotide messenger RNA. RefSeq names its product DLG associated protein 5 (gene DLGAP5). Gene Ontology annotation, biological process: chromosome segregation; signaling; kinetochore assembly. The record is from RefSeq and is a predicted model, not a curated record. The transcript has 20 exons. Lineage: Eukaryota; Metazoa; Chordata; Amphibia; Anura; Ranidae. Gene Ontology annotation, molecular function: microtubule binding. Gene Ontology annotation, cellular component: nucleus; spindle pole centrosome; cytoplasm. Bases 120 to 2696 code for a protein of 858 amino acids.
GCGAUGAUCCAUCCAAUAGGAGAGAGCUUCCGCUUGUUUGAAAGUUGUGUGUGGCGGAGAGAGAAGAGCGGGCGGGUGUUUGGAGGUCCUGGCAGUGAGGAGAUUUGUGGCAAGCAAUCAUGGAGAGCAGAUCUCAGUUUGUUGGACGUUAUAAAAAAGACCUGAGUAUAGACCACUUGAGAGCGAAAGUUGCCAGACGCAAAUCCAUAAGGCAGAAGGAGAACAGAGAUGUAGAGUUCCGGAAGAGCAGAGGUCUGGCACUGAUGGACUCAAAUGUUUCAUUUGGGAUAGAGCCGGACCUGCCAGUGCUGGACGAGGUUAAUGAGACUAAGGCGUCCAUGGAUAAUAGUGCAGUCUUUGGUAAAAGGAGAGAUAACAUUGACUCUGGGCGCCAGGUACUUCUGAAGCGCUAUUUGGAAGAAAAGGAGAUAAGGAAACUUAAGGAACAGAGACAAAAGGCAAACAAAGCAGUCUUCAAAUGCGGUCUAUACAAGCCUGAAAAUCCGUUUAUUCCGGUCCUCCAUCCCACCUCCCAGCAUGCUUUCAAAGUUAAAACAAAAGAAAAGCCCGCACCACCUGCUGUGACCAGAGUUAACAGACCAGCAGCCAAAAUAGAUGCUCCAGUUCCUUCUACUCGAUCUCGUCCUGUACAGACUGUGGUACCUGCUGUGACUAGAGUUACCAGAUCGGCAGUCAAAAUAGAAGCUCCUGUUCAUAAACCUCUUUCUCGGCCUGCAUGGGUGCCUGUGGAAAACAAAAUCUCUGACCAUACUGCUUCAAAAGGACGUGGACAAAAGUCUGCCCCAAAAAAUGAGAAGGAAAACAAAGUAACCACUAUUCCAUCUGUCAGGACUACAAGAGCAACAGCAGCUAUAGCUGCCAAGAGUCGGCUUCCAACAGUAAAGGCAAUAAACACUUCAGUAGUGGUCAAGCCUCCAAAAACAACCAAGGUGAACUCUGAACAGGAAUCUGUUUUAAAGGAACCAGAGCCUGCGGUACUUAACCAAGAGAAAUCUGAAAAGUUGAAAUUAGAGGUUGUUGUGAAAGAACAGCCAAAGCCAGCUAUUUCCAUGAAAGUGACAGCUGUAGAAAGUGAGAUCCUUACAAAGACCACCAUACCAGAAGAAAGCAAGCCAUCCUUUGCUCCAGAGAAUUUUGAGUUUCAACCAUUGGCUGGACUAUCAACUUUCAAGUUCCAGCCAUUGACUCCCAAAAGAGCCAAUGCUUUCUUGGCACCAACUGCCACAUGGAGUCCUUUAGCUGGUAAAAGCAACUUUGUGUACACACGAUUGCAUGAAAAUGAAGAAAAUAGGAGUCCUCAGGUGUCCCCUCCUGACUUGGCCAUAAAGACCACAAGCGUUGAACAGGAAAUGGACACUCUUCCUGAAGCCAAAGGUGAUGUCUGUACAGCUCUGCCUGUUAUGGAAGAAAGCCUUCCUCCAUGUGCCCAAGAUGCAAGUACACCAACCAGUCCUCAAUCGGAUCAGACUCAUCACGAUGUGCCAUAUUUCCGAGGUUUGCUAAAGUCUGAGAUUCAGAGGCUGGCUUUGCUGUGCAGUGAGUGGGAUACAAGAUUUGAAGAGGAUAUUCCAGAGGACUCAAAAGAUCUGAUCAGAACAACAGUUGGGCAAACCAGGCUGCUGAUAACCGAGCGGUUUAAACAGUUUGAGGGUCUGGUGGAUAAUUGUGAAUUUAAGCGUGGAGAAAAGGAAACCACAUGUACAGAUCUUGAUGGAUUUUGGGAUAUGAUUUAUUUUCAGAUUGAAGAUGUAACCAAGAAGUUUGGUAAUCUUAAGAAACUGGAAGCGAACUCCUGGCAACAGAUUACAGUUCAAGCUAAAAAGGUGGUCAGGAAAAAAGCUCCUUUGGCUCCAACCGUGAACAAAAGCCAGGGAGAGAAUGCUCGAGCAGCUGCCAGAAGUCGUCUUGCUGCCAUUAAAGCAGCAAUGAGAAACCAAGUGAAGCAGGAGGACAUGGCUGACAAGGCCUUAGUCUCAGAACAGCCCACACAAGUAGAUCCUGUUGUAUUUGAUGCAGGCUUUUUUCGAAUUGAGAGCCCGGCAAAACUACCUGGCUGUCGAAAAACAAUAACUUUUUCCCAGACAUCGGAUACACCCAAAUCAACCAAAAAAUUACAAAAUUCUGACGAGCCAUUGAGGGAUGGUACAGAAGAGGCUGCUGAUCAUAUUGAUGUGCAAAAGUCCCCAAGUUCUGAAAAAUCCCCAGUGAGAAAAGUUCUCUUUGACACAGAAGAGGAAAGUUUGCAGCACCAUCAAGAGGAUCCUGUGGUUACCAUUUCUGCGUACACCGAAUCAGAAAUUCCGUCGCAAGAAGUUGACCUGACGAAGUAUUUGGCUUGUACUACAGAAGUUACUCAAAGUUUAACAGCUGAUUCUCCAGGGCUUAUGGAACUCUCAAGGCUUGAAACUGAACUGGAAGAGGACAGUACAUUUAAAGUUCCAUCCACAGACCUGGGUGACGUUUUAAUGUGCAGUCCAGAAAAAGUUGAGGAAUCUAGAAUUCUGGCCCCAGAAGAUGGCAUUAUUGAAAUGCCUGAUGAAGACAUCAAGAAAUCCGACAGUCCGCUAGACUUCCUUGAAAGCUGUACUUCAGAUAUGGUAACACGUACCCCCUUGAAGUCCGAAUCGAUGACUGCAGUAUCUGAUUUAAUUGUAUUUUCACCGAUGGAAAGUUAACCUUUUGUGGAGGAUUGGGAACCUAUGCCUGCCCAUGCAAACCAGAAGAUUUCAAUUGUGCUGUUUUAUGUAUUUUUAUAUUUUUAAGAUCAAAACUGUUUUAAGAGCCAUUUUUGAUGUUUUUUUUUUAUCACAUUACUGUUAUGUUGCAUGUUUCUGAUAAGCUGUUUUUUUUUUGUUUUUUUUUUAAGGGUUAAUGUUUUGGCAGUUCAGAUGCAGAGGCUUUAAUUGUAGGAAAAAUCAGAAUGUAAAUUAGUAAAACAAUUUCUGCAGACGUCUCAGAUACAGUUAUUAUAAAGGAUAGUUUGUUAUAUUUAAAAUGCAUAUGCUUGUAUUAUAGAUAAGCUAAGCAUGACUUCAGUAAACAGCUUGUCAAAGUUU